Anopheles nili is the source of this 1050-nucleotide messenger RNA. RefSeq lists its product as uncharacterized. NCBI's taxonomy places the organism in Eukaryota, Metazoa, Arthropoda, Insecta, Diptera, Culicidae. The record is from RefSeq and is a predicted model, not a curated record. The transcript has 2 exons. The coding region runs from base 1 to 1050 and encodes 349 amino acids.
AUGCGUAUCCUCGUGAGGCGCCCGCCAGCGCUCGUCCUGCUGGUGAUCCUGGCGGCCUUCGUCGAUCCAGGUCUGCCAGAGGGCAUCAAGCUGCCAGAUCAGGCGACGAACGCUGGGUCAGACCAGCCCGCUGUGCCACCGGUCGCUGGUGAAGAACGUCGUCAGGGCAAGGACCUGUUCGAUUACGUCGGUCUGGGAACAGGCCCAAACGUGGACCCGUACCUGGCACGCACAAAUUCCCAGUGUCUACGAGGCGAACUGGCCGAGUGCUUCAAAUCACAGGCGCUUAACACCUUCGGCGAGUUCUUCGAUCGGGAGCAGUACCGGUUGACGGAGGACGCGCGCAUCGUACGUCUGCCAGACGCGCAGCUACGUUCACUGGCCCAAGAGGGCUACGAGUACGUCGGUGAGUCUCGCCAUAGUGACUCCGAGUGGGAACUAUUGUACAAGUUCGCUCUACGACGGCUCGAGAAGUUUGUCAAGUCGGCCGCCCUUGAAUUCGCGAUCCCAGACGAACACACCGAACAGGGUCGCUACUCAGCACGCUUCAUCGACGAGAUCUCGGACGAGAUCGACGUGAUCGAGGACAAGAAAGCACCACUGUUCACGCGCCACCGACUAAAGAAGAUCUUCAUCCCGCUGCUGCUGAUCCUGAAGGUGUUUAAGCUGAAGCUAUUGCUAUUUCUGCCACUCGUGCUCGGGUUGGCGAGCUUUAAGAAGCUGCUCGGUUUUCUCGCGAUCGUCGUACCGGGUGUUAUUGGUUACCUGAAGCUGUUCAAGCCACACCAGAGCUGCUGCACGAACGAUCUGUUCUCGGGUGGUCAGUAUCAGCCGCAGUAUUCACCGCAGGGUGUCGGUUCGAUUGGAUUCAGCCCGUACAAGGAGUACGCUAGUCCGCAGCAAUACCCCGGGUAUGGUUCGGGGCAAUACAGCCAAUACUACCGCGAGUCGGGAGUUCGUGGUGGCGUCAAGUUCGGGGACGAUCUCGCCUACCAGGGCUACUCGGAGUACCGGUCAGGCACCGGGAAGGACGUCAAGGCGGAGUCCUAG